This is a messenger RNA of Peromyscus maniculatus bairdii (prairie deer mouse), 2682 nucleotides long. It is a transcript of the gene Arhgef39, whose product is annotated as Rho guanine nucleotide exchange factor 39. Gene Ontology annotation, cellular component: plasma membrane. Gene Ontology annotation, biological process: positive regulation of cell migration. The record is from RefSeq and is a predicted model, not a curated record. NCBI's taxonomy places the organism in Eukaryota, Metazoa, Chordata, Mammalia, Rodentia, Cricetidae. Gene Ontology annotation, molecular function: guanyl-nucleotide exchange factor activity.
GAGGUUGGGGAACUGAGUGGAGUGCAGGGGGGCGGGGGGGAACUGCAGUUGGAAUGUAUGGUAUGAGAGAAAAAUUAAAAAAAAAAAAAAAACAGAAACCCAGUAGUUUACCACAUUACUGACUCCUUACUGGAAGCUAGUUUGUGAUCAAGCUGAGAUCAGCAUGAAAUGAAAAACAAAACAAAAAAGGACUGGGGAUGUAGCUAUAGAGUGCUUGUCUAAUAUGCAUGAGUGGGUUUCGUCCCCGCACCUCAUAAGCCGGGUAUGAUGGUACGAGACUAAUUUCAGCAUUUGGAAGCUCAAGGCAGAAGGAUAAAAUCAAGGUCAUUCUCAAAUUCAGUUCAGAGCCAACUUACAUUAUAGGACCCGAUCUCAAAAACAGACAACCACAAAAACCAAACCAAACAAACAAACAAACAAAAGAAACAAAUAGUAACUUAAAAUUUGCGCACUUCUGUCCAGAUCCCAAGGUUCCUAAUUAGUGAAAGCACGGGGAAUGACUGGCCAACCGCUUCCCUGUCCGGCAUGGAAUCAGGACGUGGUGUGUGCCGUACUUAUCCCCACAUUCCCAACUCUGCAGUUGGUCACUGAGGCCCUGUCAACGUCUGCAUUUUGGAGUCGCUUGUCUCCGUGUUCCGACUGCUGUGCCACCUUCGCGCCUGGUGCACAGCGGCCACACCAGGCAUUCCGACCUCUCAGCGCUCCGACAGCGCCGCCCUGGCGGGUGGGGCGGACGCCAGCGGAGGGGACCCGCCGGGCGAGCCGCUGCCCGCGCAUGCUCUCUGCUGAGCGCUCCGCUCCGGGGCCACACCCCCGCGGCCCCGCCCCCCGGGCGGUUGGGAUUUGAAUCUGCGGCGCGACGCUGCGGGAAGCCGGGAACCCUGGGUCGGCCAUGGAGAGCCCGGGCGCCGCCGCGCGCUGUCCGCUGCAGGAGCAGCGUGCUCGAUGGGAACGGAAACGUGUCUGCACCGCUCGGGAGCUGCUGGAGACCGAGCGGCGCUACCAGGAACAACUGGGGCUGGUGGCCACGUACUUCCUGGGGAUCCUGAAAGCCAAGGGAACACUAGGACCACCAGAGCGCCAGACCCUGUUUGGGCCCUGGGAGCGCAUCUAUGCCGCUAGCCUAGAGCUGCUUCCCUACUUGGAAGAAGGACACUGGGGGCCGGGGCUGGAGGGCUUCUGCUCCCACCUGGAGCUCUACACUCAAUUUGCUGCCAAUGCCGAGAGUUCUCAGACUACCCUUCAGGCGCAGCUGAAGAAGAACAAACGUUUUCGGAGGUUUGUGCGGCUUCAGGAAGGCCGCCCUGAAUUUGGGGGUCUUCAGCUCCAGGACCUGCUCCCUUUGCCUCUGCAGCGGCUCCGGCAGUAUGAGAAUCUCGUCGUGGCUUUGGCUGAAAACACAGUUCCCAACAGCCCUGACUACCAACAGCUCACACGGGCUGCCCGCCUGGUGAGUGAGACGGCCCAGGGAGUCCACGCCAUUGGCCAGAGCCAGAAGAACGCCCAGCACCUCCUGCGUGUCCAGGCUCUGCUCAGCGGACGCAAAGCCAAAGGGCUUACUUCAGGGCGAUGGUUCCUACGCCAGGGCUGGCUUUUAGUGGUGCCUCCCACCGGGGAGCCUCGGCCCCGCAUGUUCUUCCUCUUCUCUGAUGCGCUCCUCAUGGCCAAGCCUCGCCCCCCGCUGCACCUGCUGAAGAGUGGCACCUUUGUCUGCAGGGCCCUGUACCCCAUGUCCCAGUGCCAACUGAACAGGGUCUUCGGCCACUCAGGAGGAGCGUGUGGUGGUUUGCUCAGUCUGUCCUUCCCCAACGAGAAGCUACUGCUUAUGUCCACUGACCACGAGGAGCUGUCACGGUGGUACCACAGCCUGACUGUGGCUAUCAGAAGCCAGAAGAGGCAGACUCACGGACACGUCCAACCUUUUGACACUGCGACAUGACACUGUCAUCUACAGAUGUGCUGGGCCACAUUCAUAGCUACCCUGGGAUAUAUGUGGCAGUUGGGCAUGCCUAAGAAGAAUCUUAAAAUUCCCGAACUCUGGAUACUCAGGGAAGGGCAGAGCCAAGAACAAAAGGGACUCAAACUUCAGCUCUGGAACCACAGAGCCCUCCACAGGUUGACACGAGGCAUUUAACCAGCUUAUCAGAAAGCAGGCUGGUGGUGGUGAUGGUGGUGGUGAACGCCUUUAAUCCUAGUGCUUGGGAGGCAGAGGCAGGCGAAUCUCUGAAUUCUAGGACAGCCAGGGCUCCACAGAGAAACCCUGUCUCAUUUUAAAAAACAAAACAAGAAGCAGAAAGCAGGCCAAGCCAGCUGAGCCCCAGGUGAUCCGGCUCCUUUAAUACCAUGCCAUUGGGGGCUCAACGCUGACUCAGUUUGCAGCUUUGCAAAGAGGCCACUUUUUGUUACCCGUGGUUUCUUUUAUUUUUUGAGACAGGGUCUUACUAUGUGAUCCAGGCUGACUGUGAACUUGAAAUCCUCCUGCCUCAGCCUUUCAAGUGGUGGGUUUACAGGUGUAUGCUGCCACACCUGGCUACUGUAUACAGUUCCUUUCUUUUCUUAAGACAAGGUUUUAUACAGCCCAGGCUGUCCUUGAACUCCAGAUCUUCCUGAACUACCUCCUAUUUUGUACAAGUUCUAUAAUUUAUUUUCCUACUGGAUUUUAAUAAAGUGCGUUUUAUUGUG